AUGGCGCUCUUCGACCACUUCCACAACGUCUACGACGUUGCUUUUAAGCCUCGCUUGCUUCGGACCCUUCUCAAGGACCACGUUCCCGACCAAAACCAACCUUUCCGGAGCCCUUCGGAUCUUUCCAUUGUUCUUUCGGCCAUCAAAACUCACCGGCUCUUGUCCGAAUCCGUCACGGAAUCCAUCGAUCAGAAGCAUAUCGAUAAGUGGAAAACCGCCGUGGAUUCAUGGGUGGAUCGUUUGUUGGCUCUUGUUUCCUGCAAUAUGCCAGAUAAAUGUUGGGCUGGAACUUGUUUGCUUGGGUUGACUUGUCAAGAAUGUAGUACUGAUCGUUUCCUGGCAUCAUACUCAGUUUGGUUCCAUAAGCUCCUGUCACAUAUUCAGCAGCCAGCAGCAGAGUCUCAUUUUGUGAAGGUGGCUUCUUGUACCUCAAUAUCAGAUUUAUUAACAAGGUUGGGUAGCUUUCCAAAUGCAAAGAAAGAUGGGACUUCCCAUGCUGGGAAACUUAUUCAACCAGUUUUGAAGCUGUUAAAUGAAGAUGGCUCAGAGGCUGUAUGGGAAGGAGCAGUUCAUCUGUUAUGCACUAUUGUAACUUUCUAUCCAUCUUCCGUCCAACAUCAUUAUGACAUUGUUGAAGCCGCUAUCGUUUCAAAAAUUAUGUCAGGGAAAUGCAGUGUUAAUAUGUUGGAGAAGCUUGCUGCUUGCCUUGCAUUACUUCCAAAAUCGAGAGGUGAUGAGGAUUGCUGGUUUUUAAUGAUGCAGAAGGUUUUAUUAUCAAUAAAUGUUUACCUUAAUGAGGCCUUCCAAGGUCUAGAAGAAGAAGCUAAAUGUAAUGAAGCUAUUAGAUUAUUGGUACCGCCGGGAAAAGAUCCCCCACCUCCCUUGGGUGGUAAGAAAACAUCUGGAGAAGUCUUGGACAAGGUGGCAAGGAAGUCUGAGCAAUUGCUGAUGUCCAGUGUCACUACUCUGAUGCUUUGCUGCUGUAAAUUGCUUACAACUUCUUAUCCUGUUCAGGUAACUGUUCCUAUCCGUCCACUGUUAGCCCUUGUGGGGAGAGUACUGGUGGUAGAUGGCUCUUUGUCACAAGCCUUACUGCCCUUUGUGACUGCCAUUCAACAAGAGUUUAUCUGUUCACAACUUCCAACUUUGCAUUCAUAUGUUUUGGACCUUCUCACUGCAAUCAUAAAGAGAGUGCGCAGUCAACUACUACCACAUGCUGCAGAUAUCAUGCGGCUCUUGACAGUGUAUUUCAGGAUGUGCGCAUUGCCUGAACUAAGGAUAAAGGUCUAUUCAGUCAUAAAGAUUUUGCUGAUGUCCAUGGGUAUCGGAAUAGCGGUACAUCUAGCAGAGGAAGUUAUCAACAAUGCAUUUGCUGAUUUGAAUCCCAUUGAUCAAGGGACUGGUGAUGUAUCUUCUAGAGCAAAUUCAAAGGCCUCUACCGGAGCAUUGCUGCAGACAAGACAUAGGAAAAGAAAGCAUGCUACUACUGCUACUGGAUCUUCUGAGGAGCAGCUUGAUAGAGUCAAUUUUGAAAAAGAAGUGCCAAAAGGAUACACAACUUUUAUUCCUGUGAAGAUAGCAGCACUAGAGGCAUUAGAAGCUCUCCUUACAGUGGGUGGUGCUUUGCGGUCUGAACGCUGGCGAUUAAAGGUUGAUCUUCUUCUGAUAACUAUAGCAACAAAUGCUUGUAAUGGGGGAUGGGCCGAUGAUGAAAGGGUCAUUUCCCUGCCCAGUGAUGCAACCUCAACUCAGGCAGAUUUCCAGCUUGCAGCCUUACGAGCACUUUUGGCUUCUCUUCUUUCCCCAGCUCGUGUCCGGCCCCCAUAUUUGGCCCAGGGUCUUGAGCUUUUUCGUAGAGGUAAGCAAGAAACCGGAACCAGGCUUGCUGAAUUCUGUACCCAUGCUCUUUUGGCUUUGGAAGUGCUCAUUCAUCCUAGGGCUCUUCCACUGGAGGAUUUCCCCACUGUUAAUCGUAAAUCCUUUGAUAAUGGAGCUAAUCACAAAUACCCAGAAAGUAUGUACUCUGGUGGUCAGGACCUCAACACCCCAUUUUCAAGGGGUCCAUUGGGAAUGGCACUUGGUGUUCCCAAUCCAGAUUAUGAUCUGUACGACAAGUGGCUGGGGAGCGACGAUGAAAUUGAUAUUCCAGUGACUGAUCCCAGUAAGAAUAGGAAUAAUGUUGACGAUGCUUCAGAAGCCUUUAGAGACCACCAGACAGAAAAGCUUCCUUCUGUGGAUGGUGCAUCCAGUCCAAAAGUUGCAAAGAAAAUUGAUCACAGGUCAGCAGCAACUGGUGCUGACACGAGGGAGGGAAGAACAGAGGAAGAAAUUAUGGUUGAGUCACACCAAUUUCCAGAAUCUAUUUCUCAGGAAGAAAGCACAUUUCCUGUUGUUAUCAGUGCAUCAACAAGCACUAAAAUAGAAAUUGGGAAGGUUGCUUCAGACAGUGGUGCAUUAGAUCCUGGGGAUAGUGAAAUAGCAACUGGCAACGAUGUCUUAGUGGCUAAAGGUGAUAGUUUUGCCAUACAGGGAGAAAAUGCUUCCACUGCAGUAUCAAAUUCUGAAAGAAGUAAAGGACUUGUGUCCGAAUUGGACAAUGAAUCAUCGAUGGAUUCAUUUCCUGAUAUUGUGGAUGCGGAUCCAGAUUCUGAUUCAGAAUGAAGUGAUAGUUCUAGUAAUAUACUUAGAGCAUGAUAUGACAUGAAAAGGACUUAAAGAUGUUAUGGAGCUUCCCAUUAUUUAAUGUAGUUCUCAAAUCACAACUGAGCUGUGGCUCAAUAGAAUGACUGAGAAUAGAGGUUGGUAGUUGAAAUCUACCAAGGUAGAAUGGAACUUAUUUAUAUGAUAAAGUUGUAAAAAAACUGAAGUUUUUAGCCUAUUUCUUGACUGGUUAUGAGAAAGGGUAGUUUCUUUCUGUUUAUCUUA
This is a messenger RNA of Vitis riparia (riverbank grape), 2925 nucleotides long. RefSeq names its product proline-, glutamic acid- and leucine-rich protein 1. The transcript has 13 exons. The coding region runs from base 1 to 2661 and encodes 886 amino acids. Gene Ontology annotation, cellular component: nucleus. The record is from RefSeq and is a predicted model, not a curated record. Lineage: Eukaryota; Viridiplantae; Streptophyta; Magnoliopsida; Vitales; Vitaceae. Gene Ontology annotation, biological process: rRNA processing.